GCGCGUACUCACGAGUGUGUCCAGAAGAAAUUUCGUGGAAGGAAGAGAAAUUCUUGUGAAAGUGAACGGAAAAUAACAUACCGAUGCGAGAAUGGGGUAAACAUCCAACGUGUGUCAAUUCUAAGCUGUACUGUCACGGCGCAACGUUCCAUGAACGAUCAAAUAAGCGACGUGUGCAAGAAGGACUACAUGCAGGACCUCUACAGAAAGAUAGACGGUGCCGUUCUAAUCUCACAGCUGGAGAAGGAUCUCGACUGCACCAUCACCUUCCAAACGCACAGUAUCCUCCAGCGGUUCAUGCUCCGCUUCGAUCAGCUGCAACUGGACUGCAACGAUCAUCUGUACAUCUUCGAUGGAGCCCACGUUGUCAGCAGUUACAAGGAGGACGAAGCACAGUUAUUAUUAUUAUUUUCUCUGUGGUAUUUAAUUGGUAUAGGUGGGGUUUAUUGUUAG
Messenger RNA from Eufriesea mexicana, 453 nucleotides. RefSeq lists its product as uncharacterized. The transcript is spliced from 3 exons. The record is from RefSeq and is a predicted model, not a curated record. The coding region runs from base 151 to 453 and encodes 100 amino acids. Lineage: Eukaryota; Metazoa; Arthropoda; Insecta; Hymenoptera; Apidae.